Messenger RNA from Camelina sativa (false flax), 2568 nucleotides. RefSeq lists its product as uncharacterized. The record is from RefSeq and is a predicted model, not a curated record. NCBI's taxonomy places the organism in Eukaryota, Viridiplantae, Streptophyta, Magnoliopsida, Brassicales, Brassicaceae. Gene Ontology annotation, molecular function: phosphatase activity.
UACAGCUCCUCUCUUCUCUUCUCUUAUCCUCUCCUCUCCUUUCUCUCUCAGCAUCUUCCGCUGGUUUGGUCUUUCAAUAAGGUCUCGUUACACUUAUACGUGCUUGGUCCAAAGGUCUUUAUAAUUCGAUAUACAGAGCCAAUGCCAUAUAUAGAAAUGAAGAGCAAGAUAAGCAAGGUUCUUGGUGUCUGUAAGAAACAUAAAGCAACUAUAAGAAGCUCGUCCUCUUUGUCCAAAAUAUCAGGGGACUUGGAAAGCAUGACCACAGCUACUACUCCUACGUGCCACGAGGAUGAGAAACAGCAUCUUGUUUCUUCAGAUUUGGAUACUUUUGCUCGGGAUAGUGAAACCAAUGAGUCCGCUGAAAUGCUUGUUGAAGACACUUCUCAGUCUCAGGCGUUUGCAUCUUCAGUUGAUGGUUCUGAAUCUGUCGAAAAAACGGAAAUUGCUUGCAAUUACAUGUCAAACUCAGAUACAAUAUUUUCACCUGUUCUGAAUGAUGAACUGGAUGGAAAUGAUCGAGUAUUUACAGCAGGAAACUCCGUGCACUGGGAAACCCCCAGGUGGGGAGCCGACGAGAGCAGCAACAAGAUUUGCUUUGACAACCAAACGUGCAACGUUUCUGAUUUCUAUAUUUCUGACGUUCUCAUUGCGAGCUUGCCUUUUGAUGAAAGUGCAAAUGAUGCUUUCACUGAAAUUAGUCCCUUGCCUCAUUACAUCUUUCCUGAGCAGUACAUGGUACUACCUUACUUAGAAGAUGGAUCAGCCAACACAGAUGAUAUUAAGUCAGAUGUUGACAAGAUUAAUCUCGAUAACCAUGACUUGUUUCUGGCGUUCAACCGGACAAGAUCCUACAACGUUGAACCAGAGGAUCAUGCUGAAGCUGAACUAGCUGAAGACUUUGACCCGCAGCUUUUUAUAAAAAAUCAGCCGGAAUUAUCAGAUGUUGUAUCCAAUUACUGGCCUCGGGAUACCCUAAGAAAGAAGUCUGUGACCCUUGUCCUUGAUUUGGAUGAAACUUUGGUCCAUUCGACUUUGGAAUCGUGUAAUGCUGCAGAUUUUUCCUUCAGGGUCUUCUUCAACAUGCAAGAAAACACGGUCUAUGUGAAACAAAGGCCACACCUUUACAGGUUCUUGGAGAGGGUGGUAGAACUGUUUCAUGUCGUCAUCUUCACAGCAAGCCACAGCAUCUAUGCCUCACAACUUCUAGAUAUAUUGGACCCAGAUGGAAAGUUCAUAUCACAGCGCUUUUAUCGCGAUUCGUGCAUUCUUUUGGAUGGAAUUUACACCAAGGAUUUAAAUGUUCUGGGUCUUGAUCUGGCCAAAGUGGCUAUAAUUGACAACUGUCCGCAGGUAUACAGAUUGCAAAUAAAUAAUGGGAUCCCUAUCAAAAGUUGGUACGAUGAUCCAACUGAUGAUGGUUUGAUUUCGAUACUUCCCUUCUUAGAGACAUUGGCUGUUGCUGAUGAUGUUCGGCCUAUCAUUGGCAGGAGAUUUGGUAACAAGGAAUAAGAGCUUCCUUCUCUUUUUUUAUCUCUAUACAUCGAGUGCAGAUUCUGAUUUCUUUCCUUUCGAAUUUUAGUCAUAAAUUGGCUCUUAAUUAGUUUCUCAUAUCUCUUUUUAGGUCGUUAAUUAGGUAACCAAAGAAUAAGCUCGUUGAGUCUAGUGAGAGUAAGUUUCCUUGCUUGCUCGUUUUUUUUUAAUAGAAGACCUAGUUGUGGGCUUAAAUCUUAUGAUGUUGCUAGUUCUUCUCUGCCAAGAUAGAUCCUAGAAAAUCUUGCAGUUUGUCACAAAUGUACAGUUGGUUAAGCUGAUAUAAUGGAUGUGUACAAAUGAGUUCUUAUUGCGUGAAAUCUUUUUGCAAGUUAACACCAGCUGCGUUCAUGUCUCUCUCUCUCUGGACUCAUUGGUGAAUCCAGAACGUAUUAAAUGUGUCUUCGCCAGUCAUAGAAAUACAGAAAUAUAUUCAAAUAAUGCAGAAGUUGUUGAGUCAUGAAUCUUGAAUCUUCUGUCAGCUUCUCUUGUUUAUUUUAAAGGUUCUGAGCAAAGUUAUCCCACGUUUUCCAUCUCUUGGCUUUGCAACAUUCAGAUGAGAUUUCAUACCUCGAGGUUGGAGGAAUUCUGAGUAUGCGAUGAUCGAGUCAAGCUCAUGGUAUAUAUAUAUAUAGUCUAUAAUGCUCAUUAAAGGUUUUAUGAUUUUGCAUGCCUUAUGUGCAGAUAUCAUCCAAUGAAGUAACGAAACUUAACUAUAUUUAUACGCUUAAUGGAAAUGACAAGAGUAGGUAAGUUUUAAAUCCAUUUUUUACUUAGUCCUUUCUUUGGUCUAACAAACUUCUUGUGCUUCUGGUUUCUUAUUCCCUUCCUCUCCAACCUUGUAAUUGUUUUUUAUACUGAAAGCUGUUUCACAAUCAUGUUACUUAACUCGGUCCAAAAUCUGUUUAUGUCCCUCUCUUUCUCCCCCUUGUUUCAUGUAGAGGGAAGAAGGUUCUUGUCUUAAUAUCAUAAACGUUUUAGUCACAGAUGAUUGUUUAAAUUGUAUCUCAGUUUCAGUAAUGCUGUGUUUCAGUU